AUGUCACGAAGAAUACACCCCGCGUUUCAGAGUAAAACGGUCGUCAAACUAGAGUGCAAGUAUUGCGAAAGAUACAUUUGUGCUCGUGGAAUGAGGGCGCUUUUGUUGGCCGACACCAAGGUGGAACUCUACUCGACUGACUUGCCCCCAGAAAAGUAAGUUUAAUGGUUGUUUCUUUGUAAAUAAGGAUAAAGCUGGUCCAUUUUUUACCGGAUAACCUAUAACAUUUUCGCAUUUCUUUGUAGUGCUAUUCAGCUGAUUGGAACAGAUUACUCGACAGAAAACUGUGAUUGUCGAAUCAAAGAUGUUGCCUGCCUCGGAUGGUAAGCUUCAAAUCAAUGAAUCGCAUUUUAUUUGCCUCUCUUUUCAAAAUUGCCCUUCUGAGGAAAUCUUCAUGUCAUGUUUUCAAUAGUUAGUUGUGAUUUUGAACUCUCGUUUAUGCUGUAUUUGUCUCAAUUUUCAGCGGAAAUGUUGUCGGAUACCAUGUAACUCUUCCAUGUCAAUCCUGUAUUCGUUCCUGUAACAACGGUCAUUUCUGGAUGUUUCACUCCAGUGCUGUUACGCCUGUCGAAAGAUUGGAUCAAACAGGUAAAAAUCCGUAAUAUAUUGAUAGCUUGUACUGAUAAAAAUGAAAACCUCACAGUGGACUUGGGGGAAAGCACGUGGAGAUUCUAAAUUUUAUACAGCUGUUUAAUUGUUUGAUGUCAUAAGUUGACAUCAUUGUUGUUUUGCACUUUAUUCAGCUUUUUGUCUGUAAUAAGUUACAGUAUUUAUUUCCGGUGAUUAUGGUGUUGUUAUGCUAACUUUUGGACGUGAUAUGACCACAUUUUGCAUUGAUAACCGUAACAGAUGACAAGUAAAUAAGUUGGAAAUAAAUCGUAGCUAAUCAGGUCAUAAUCUCCUUUUUAAUAACCCAUGGGAUAGAGAAAGGCGACUAUACUAUAAAAAAUUUUUAUGCAGCAUUACACUCUAAAUUUUUCAUCACUCGAGACUGAUGGCCACUAAUUAUUAGGUACUGUUGCAUGGGUGAAGCAAAAUCACUCGAGCUCACAUGUAAACGCAGCUUAGGCCCAGUUCAAGGGGUCAAACUUUUCAUGUACCUUACUGAAUACUUAUUUAGGUCCACUAAACUGACGAUACAGGUUUGACAGUUGAUUCAAACAUCUCAACUUUAUAAGUCGGACGCAAUUUAUUUUCACGAUGUACAAUGCUUCUUAUAGCAAUUGUAUGAACAAGAUUUUGCACAUGAAAGCAGUGUUUGAAGCAAAGUCACUUCACUGUCAAAAUUCUCAUGUGGGUCAUGCAAACUUAAUUCAUGGGUUGGCCUAAACUUUAUUGAUUCAAACUAAAUUGUAGGAAUUAAUUCAUGGGUUUCUUUUUUUCAACUGUGCCUUAUCUGAGGCACCAAACUUUCAAUUGGGGAUUCAAAUGAUUUUUUGGGUUUGAAAUUUUGAUUUUUUUGUACUAAAUUUCUUUGAAGGGGUGAUUUGAGUAGGGAUUUUUGGGAUUCCAGUGCCCUGGCUACGUAGUUCUGUGAAUAAAGGUUCUUGUUUCAACUGUUAUAAAAAUAGUCUGCAUUGUCCCAUGGUGCCCGGCCGUGUACAAGACUUCAACCAGUUCAAACACGAGUGUUCACCCAAUGUUUUUUUUUUGUGUUAUGACAAGUUCAUUUUUUGGGGUUAAUUUUGUUAAUGGAAGCCCUAGGGAUUUUUGGGUCUUGACUUUUUUAUUCGAUCAUCCUGUGUACCCCGGGGGGGGACAAGUUCAUAAUUUUAAUGCUUCUGUUUGCUUGUAGGAAUUCAAAUAAUGUUGUGGGGAUCUCUUCCCAACUCAAAAGAAGACACCGAGUUGAGCGAUGAUGAUAUGUGGAUGGAAGAAUGCUGCAGAUAAAUUAAAUAUAAAAAAGAGAAGGGAGAAAUAAAUAUUUAUACCUUAACAAAUGUACAAAGGCGCGAUGUAAAUAGAUAAUAAGCCAGUUAAGUCAAACUGUUGUGAAGAGUUUGACAUUUUUCAAAAAAUUAACUCCAAGAGGGUAAAGUUCAUGUUCUUGCCAUAAUAAAGGAGAAAUAGGAUAAUAUCCACUAGUUUGUUUAAAAAAAUUCAUAAUCACUGUUGGUUAGCUUGUUUAUGUUAAUAUUCUUUUAUUUCAUCGUAUUAGAUUUUUUGUUUCUUCUACAAUGUACUUGGUGAAAUCUUCUUGAUACAGAUACCAAAGGGUCAAAGCCUAGUGUCCUCAUUACAGAGGUGUCCAGGCAUGUUAUAGAGUAAGGAUAUGAUGUUUUCAAACUUUGGUACCAAGAGAACAGUUCAUAGAUGAGAGGUUUCUGCUGUGCUGUGCUCUAAGAUUAGUCUAGGGAGGCUCAUGCUCUGAACCUGUGAAAUCCAAGAUACCCAGUGUACAAUUUUUUUGCAAAAACUGAAAGAGUCAAGCCAGAUAGAGCGUACCCCCCAAGAUUCCAUCAAUGAAUUUAUAAUUCGAAAGUUUAAUGCAUUGGUAGUUGCAGAUUUCAAAUUCUUCUCUACAUUCUUACAUGCAUAUUGAGCUGUGAAUUCACACGCAAGGGAGUUGCAAAAUUUCUGCCAGCUCAGUUUUCCUGAAUUUGAUGUUAAUGUCUUUUAACAAAUUUAAUCCAUUCAAGCAUUUUCAAUCUGACCAAAUACAGAGAAGUUUUUGUAAAAUAUUCACUGCUCAUUACGCAUGCAGGAAUGCCGAUUUGAAUUUGACACUAGUUAUGGGAGCGACUAAUGGAUGCCUUUUCAAAUAAUCAAUUCAUUAAUAGAAUCUUGGGGGGUACGCUUGACCUGCCUUGACUGUAAGAGCCCCUGAGGUUUGCCUAGACUUGCACCAAGUUGACCUCUUUUUGUCAAUAGUACAACAGAAAAAUUUGUAAGUAACCUGAAAGCAAGCAAAGCAAGCUUUAACUAGGUACUUGACAAAACAAGACCAUUCGACUAAGAGGGACUUUGUGAAAGUCUUUUUGUUUAGUUUCAUCUUGAUAAGCUAGUAAAGAAGUAACUUUUUUCUUGGUCUAAAUAUUAGGUUCAUUCUUCAGAGCUCAAACCAGAGGCAGACAAAGGUUUGAGGGAAUAUAAAUGACAUGUUUAUUGUUUUUAGAUAGUGAUUAUAUUGAGACUCUGAACUUGUCAAACCAUGUGAGAUGGAGAUUCUUUAAGGUAUCUUUUUGUGAAGUCAAGUCUGAUCGAGUGAAGCAGAAACCACUAAGAAGUAUGAACUGAUGUUAGGGUGCCACAAUCUGUUGAAUAUUAUGGAAAUAUUCUCUGCCGCAUAGCAGCUUGAAGGAAGCAUGUCUGCUUGAAUAAAAGCUCUGAAAUAAAAUAAUGAUGACUGAUAAAACUUGUGUUGUGCUUUCUUGCUAUGU
Messenger RNA from Porites lobata, 3380 nucleotides. The record is from the annotation of a GenBank genome assembly. Lineage: Eukaryota; Metazoa; Cnidaria; Anthozoa; Scleractinia; Poritidae.